AUGCACGCCGGACUCGCGAUCUUCACCAGCCCUCACAUGGAGUACAUCGAGUUCGCCAAAAAUUACACUGCGCUCGGAGAUGUCUACCGCGUCUACGAGAAGGAAGUGGCCGACGCCAUCUCCGAAGAAGCCCGCGCCUUGGAUCGGAUCCUCGGUCUGAUGAGCGGCACUGUCGAGGGCGACGCCGACGACCUCGAACGUGCGGAAUGGCGAUUCAGCAACCUGCGCUCUCUGCACAUGCUGGAGGGCGUCAGUGUCGUCAUGCUGCGCAGGAAGAAGGAGGCGCAGGCGGUUGCAGAUACUCACACCGUUGACUGCAAGGUCGACCGCUCUGCUUCCCCGACGUCCACCUCUUCCCCAGCGCGGGCUCCCAGGGUCAACUUCAAGCUCAGGUUGCCCGCGCUUCCGAAGCUUCCUUCGUCUUCAAGGAGGCUGCGGAGGAUGACGCGUCUGCUGCGGGGUUCUAAUCAAGUCCAAGUGCUUGAGAAGGAAGCCGAGGUGCUUGCUGAGCUCCAGGCCCUCAUCGAUCACGGAGUUUCCUUCCACCCCGAGCAGGUUGCGGAUCGGUACGCGGCAAGAUACGGGGAUGAGUACUACAUGUUCGUCCUCAAAGCCCUGGCGAGGCGAGGCUGCGUCUAAGGCGCCCUCGCGGAGCCUCGGGUGCGCGGCGGCGGCGCCCGAUGGCUCCUGGGACUAGGGCGCGAGUCCCACAGGCACCGUGCCCCUCCACGCGCUCGAAGGGGUCGACGUCGUCGGCGUCGGCCCUGGAGGAGGUGGUACCAUCCCCUAUCUUCCGCACGCCGCCGACACAAAAGCACAGAAGACGAAGCCGAUUCGGAGUGUGUCCGAGUCUUCGAACCGGUUGGGCCCUGGGUCGUUGUGGCGGACGUGGACAGGAGGGAGAGAACACCGGCGACGCUCUUUGAGCGCCGUUGGCCCGUUCUUUCUCGAUUCUUCCCGUUUGGUGAGGUUCGCGUCGUUGUGUGGAUGAAAAUGCCCAUGCGAUGUGUUUCCUCAUGCGACUUGGGUGUCCUUCGCGGGUUCGGAGAGGAGGGACGCAGUUGCUGAAAGACGUCCGGUCGAGAGCGGGACGCUGCGAUCGCCUGGGCUUCCUCCAGUAACCCACUGAUCUCCCUCGGCGACGUCGGUGCGCCAGCUUGCAGGCCUGGAUGUUCGGCCGAGUUCGGGACGCCGGGCUCGACGGACGUCCACGCGUCUGCCUCGAAAAAAGGGGGUUGGAUGGAGUUGGAAUGGGGAGAGUGGUUUAGAUAGCUUCUUAGACAGUCGUAGAUGAAUAGAUAGUCGUGGCACGGACACGGGAUUUUUCGCGCUUAGCGUUCUGACGUUUGCUCCCUUUUUAGCCUUUACAGCUGCCUCUGGUCCUCCUGG
Molecule: messenger RNA, 1389 nt
Organism: Punctularia strigosozonata HHB-11173 SS5
Lineage: Eukaryota; Fungi; Basidiomycota; Agaricomycetes; Corticiales; Punctulariaceae
Exons: 5
Coding region: 1-639 (212 amino acids)
Source: RefSeq, a predicted model, not a curated record